Cladophialophora psammophila CBS 110553 is the source of this 2160-nucleotide messenger RNA. Its product is annotated as serine/threonine protein kinase. The coding region runs from base 1 to 2160 and encodes 719 amino acids. The transcript has a single exon. Gene Ontology annotation, molecular function: protein kinase activity; ATP binding. NCBI's taxonomy places the organism in Eukaryota, Fungi, Ascomycota, Eurotiomycetes, Chaetothyriales, Herpotrichiellaceae. The record is from RefSeq and is a predicted model, not a curated record. Gene Ontology annotation, biological process: protein phosphorylation.
AUGGCUCCCGAGAAGUACGCAGUCUUCUUCCCCGAACAAGACGGUUAUCUCUUCUGUGGUUCGCUCGGCGCAGGCGCCGAGGGAGUUACCUCCAUCGUUCGCUCCAUUGUCAACAACCAGGAUUAUGUGAGGAAGAAGACAAAGGCCACCUCUGCAACGUCAAGCCAUAAAGCCGGCCUAUAUUGUGCCGAAGUCAGCCUCUAUCGCCCACAUCCUCGAAUCCCGACCCUCGUGCAUUCUCAAGAUUUCCAGGUGCUCCCUCAAGGCCACCCACGUGCAGAGGAGUUCAGGGCGACUUCAAUGCUCUUCUCGUACUGCAACGGCGGGACACUCGAGCGGUUCAUCAGAGUCCUCGAGCGCGAGCGCAUCCUGGCUCCCGAAGUGCUUGUCUGGCACCUUCUUGACAAUUUGUUGGAAGCAAUCGAACACCUCCAUUGCAACGCCUCCAUCUCCCAUGGAGACCUGAAAGAGAGCAACAUCUACCUGCAUUUCCCGACCCCGGAGAGCAGGCUCCCGGACUUUUACAUCGGAGACCUUGGCUUAGCCAGACCGAUCGAUCAGAGCGUCUGGGAAGUGCCUGGAAAUCCGCCCGCACGGAAACUGAGAGAUGUUAAAGUUGUCAAGGAGGAAGACGAACAGGCCCAGCGAGAGUACCAGACCAGGAGGCAAAUGGACGUUGCUCAAGAACAACCACCACCGCCAUCGCGCACGCAGCAGAUUGAAGCAAUGAUCAACGACCUCAGGGGCAUCCACACCUGCCUGUCGAAAGUCCUGGAAGGCCGUGGCCAGCCUGAUCAAAACAAAACAUUCGCACCAUUCAGAGACUGGAACUGCGUGCUCAACAUCAUGAAUACCAACCCGGAGGAUUACAAUGCCUUUGUGGGCUUCCGUCAAGCUGUCAGGGUCCUUGCUCAGCACGCUCGAGACACAACGGGCGGCUCCCUGCCGGAAUUCCAGUGGACUCGACUGCACCGGUACAGAGACGACCUAGCGCCAGGGAUGCUGACUCCUAGCUACUCCUGGAAGAGGUACAACCACCAUCUGGCCAACCAUCCCUGGUUGAAAAGCCGCCUUCCCACGGAGUGGCAGCACAAGCCACUACCAGAAAUACAACUCUACAAGUCCCGUUACGAGUUGUUGAGCUUGUGCGCCAAGGUCCCAGGUCCAUGGAAGAUCGCGCGAGUCGAUCCAACCACGCUGAGGGUCCUGGCGGUCGAAGAGCUCAGCUUCAGCCUGCAUGUCCCCUCGAUCAAGGAUAAUUGCCCGCUGACGCCUAGCGGUCGUGCAUUCAAUCACGACGACCACCCCAUGGUCAAUCAACUAGUUACUACAGAGGUCGACCGCCUUGGUAUGGCCAACAUUGUCUCGGCUGCCAUGGGAAGUGGCCACGCAUACAACCAAGUCCGGUUCUGGGACGUUGACCCAGAGUGGAACGGAGAGAGACUUUCGACGCAGGGUCAGCUGACGCUGCGAGCAACGUAUCUGCCGCCGCCGGAGCCGCCAUUGCCAGCUCCAGAGAUGCCGCCUCCAGCUCCGCAGGCAGGCCCGUCAGCACCGCAAAGAACGUCGCCGACAUCCUCUAGAGAGGCAUUGGCCACAGAAGAGGCCUCCACAGCGGCCCAAUCCCCGCCAGAGACACAACAGGCCGCCACGGCUUUGUACCCGGAUUCUCCAGCGGCGCAGCAGACGUCUCCUUCCCCUCCGCCUCCACUUCCACCUCAGUCACAAACUCCUCUUGCCGCUGAAGAUGACUCCUCAGCUCCGCAACAGGGCUCUCCAGUUGCGCAACAGAAUUCUCCAACCCCUCGCCCCCAGACCCCUCUCGUUGCAGAACCGGCUGCCGCGGAGGCUGCAGCAGCCCCAGAGGCCGACGCUCAAGAAGAAGAGCAAGCCAACAGAGUCGUCAAGAAGACGAAGAAGGGUGGGAGGAAGGGGCAAAAGGGCAGAGCGAGAGGCGCUGCUGGUGGUGGUGGUGGUGGUGGUGGUGCGAGAAACCCUCCAGCACGAAAUCAUCCUGCCACGAGACCAACGCGUGCAGCACAGACGGCCCCGCCAAGCAGAGUCACAACUCGAAGCAUGGCGCGCAAAGCGGCGGAGGAAAAGAUCAUCUGGACCAGAAGCAGGACCAGGGCCGCGGCAGCAGCAGCACAGAGGCGGUGA